Molecule: messenger RNA, 3450 nt
Organism: Brassicogethes aeneus
Lineage: Eukaryota; Metazoa; Arthropoda; Insecta; Coleoptera; Nitidulidae
Source: the annotation of a GenBank genome assembly
GCCGCCAGUAUUCCACGGUCUCGCACAGUCUGACAUUAGCCACGCUAUCGCACGACCGUGCUGGGUAUACAUCUCACGAAUUAUCCGAUACGAGCGUUGCGAGUGACCCUGACCUUCAACAACCGCUACGAAGACAUCGCUGGCAUGCUGGAACCGCGAUGGAGGCCCGUCCAGGGCCAUAUUGGCGACAUUCCUUUCGAAAGUGCUGUCGGUUGGACGAAAAAUCAUUUUUCUGCUGCCACAAGCCCUUGGCCAACCCCAAUCAGACAAUCUAGAUAUAGUGAUGAUGGCAUUAUGGACCAAGACAUAGACGGGGAUGGUGCUAUUAACCUUUCCACUUCACAAAGGCCAUCGGCGUCAACUACCCCAAAUGACAGUCUUAACCAAGAUGAGGUAGAACAGCAAGCCGCAUCUUUAGAAAAAGUUCUCAAAGAACAGCAACAUCAACAGCAGCAGCAAUUAGAGCUGGAACGCACCUGGGAUCAGGAACGCGAUGCCAAAGGCAACGGUAGCACAAGUCCGAUUUUGGAACAUCGGAUCCAGGAAAAUUCGCCGCCGCCAUCUGUCGAUUCGCAGAAAAACCUCAGUGCUACCAUACCGCCGAUAUCACAAUCGCAAACGCCGGUGUCUCAAAUGAUGACGCCAGCGUCGAAUUUGCACCACAUGCAGCAAAUCCUGCAGCAACAUGUACUCAACCCGACUCAGCUUCAAACUUUAAUGAAACAACACUCUCUACUGCAGCAGCAGCAACAGCAGAGCGAAUUUCAGCAACAUCAGCUAGCGGAGCUGGGCAAAAAACAGAUCGAACAAACCAUACAGCAGCUUCAAGAACAGCUGCAGCUGAAUCUCAUACAACAAACACAUAUCUUGCAGAGCGCCGACAAGAAGAAAGCUUCGGGUUCGUUGCAGCAGCUGGCUUUGCAACAGCAGCAGCUGAUUCAGCAGCUGCAGCUAGUGCAGAGGCAGUAUGUUGUUCACCAGGGGAUCGGUAUACAACCCUUGAUGAUGUCUCAAAACCAAGGAUUAAACUCGAGGGAUGUAAUGAGUCCUUGGAAGGAGCUUAAUGAGUCCCACAUAGUCAACAAUAAGAGUAUACCAGAGUAUAAAACAGCAGAAAGUCCUCCCACAUUGCUAGGCAUGGUGCCGAAAAGAGAAGAAACUCCAGAGGAGCUGAAGCCGGAAAGAACUGCCACUCCAGACAGGGUUCAUCAUUUAUAUGGUCACGGUGUCUGCAAAUGGCCUGGAUGCGAAACAAUAUGCGAUGAUUUAUCCACUUUCGUCAAACAUUUAAACACCGAACACAACCUCGAUGACAGAUCGACGGCACAGGCCCGCGUGCAGAUGCAAGUCGUGUCGCAGCUCGAGUUGCAGCUUCAAAAGGAACGCGAUCGAUUACAAGCCAUGAUGCACCACUUGCAUUUGUCCAAGCAAAUGGGCUCGCCGGAAGCGCACAAGGAUUCCACGGGCGUGACGUCCGGCAAGAUGCCGGCUGGCAGCGCGCUGCCGCAGCCGCCCGUCUCCAUCGGGCCGAUGGUUUCGGCCGUCAGAUCGCCGGUGCUGCAUCCGACUGCGCCAAACGUUGCCGGACCGAUCAGAAGGCGGCUAAGCGACAAAUCUGCGCUGUCGUUGGCUGGAGGAUCUUUUUCAGAAAUUCAAAGAAAUAGGGAGUUUUAUAAAAACGCCGAUGUUAGACCGCCAUUUACUUAUGCCUCGCUUAUUCGUCAGUCCAUUAUUGAAUCGCCAGAUAAGCAGCUGACCUUAAACGAAAUCUACAACUGGUUCCAGAACACUUUCUGCUAUUUCAGAAGAAAUGCCGCCACUUGGAAGAAUGCUGUCCGGCACAACCUCUCUCUUCACAAAUGUUUCAUGCGCGUGGAAAAUGUAAAAGGUGCCGUAUGGACAGUGGACGAGGUGGAAUUCUACAAGAGAAGGCCGCAAAGAUGCUCGUCGGGCCCGCUGGCCCAGCCAGUCGUCGGGGGGUCCCAGUCUAAGAGUCCCACCAUGAACCACAGCCCCACUUUGUAUGGGGACCACAUUUCACAGAAUGUUCAGUUCAUGCAGGCUUCAUUGAUGGAGGAGAACAACUUGUCGUUUUUGAGUAAUUCGGCGCUGAUGGCGAGACACAGAGACAGAUCUGAGUCGCCGUCGCACGAUCACCACAUGAGGUCCCCGAUGAACGGCGGUCUUCAUAUUAAGCAGGAAGGUAUGAUGAACGAUCAGCAGCAUCAUAUUUCGCGGGAACAAGAGCAAAUGCAGAUGCAGCAUGUGAUAAAGCGCGAGAUGCAGAACGAGUACGAGGAUUUGGACCACGAGCGGAAUUCCGACAACAUGGCGGAAGAUCUGACAAUGGGUUCGGACCAUACCGAGUCGAACCUUCUUGACGCAUAGUGUGUUUGAGCGUUGUGAAAGUGCGGUGGUUUAUGGUAGGUAAUACUCGAAUCGAUGAUGAUGAUGACGAAGGAAGGAGGAAUAGAUUCAUAUCCAAAUCUGAUGCUGAUUGACUGUUGUACAUUGACGUGUAAAUAACUAAUUGAAAAUGUUAAGUGGACUGUUAAUUGUUUAGAAGCGAAGUUUGUUGUAUAAUCAAUAUCCGUAUAGAUCUUCAUUUCUUUAUUAAUACAGGGUUAUUUGUUACUUGGUGGACUUGGCCUAGCCAAUAAUAAUAAUUAAAUAAUAUUGAUGAUGAACUUUUUUGACUUAGAGACUUGCGACGACAGUUCUGGCAUAUCAAAAGUGUGGAACUGUAAUUUUUGUGUUUAAAAGGUAUCGUUACGCUCAUAUAGUGAUGUAAAAAAUAAGCAAUAUUGUAAAUUAUUAUCGUUAUUAAGCAUUCGUGCUAUUAUAUUCUAUCUUUAUCUUUACGAAAGGAAAAUUAAUUCCAUAUCAUUAUCUAAAGUAAAUCAUAUAUCAGUGUAUAAAUAGUAGGUAAUACGUUUCCUAUACAUACUUAUUACAUACGUUUAGCAAAUUUCUUUCGCUACACUAAGUAUUUAUUCUUUGUUCAUACCUAUCGUUUUUUAUUUGUUACGUAAUAUUUUCGCCAUUUGUAAUAUCGAGAUGCCAAAUACAUUCACGUACAUGUGAUAGUACCUUAGUUCUUCGGAUUUAUUACCCAAUCUAGAAGUUUUAGAUAGAUAUUAAGCGUGAUAUAUUGCAUGGACUUUAUUUGCAAACGUAAGAUUUUUUUGAGAUGAACUAAACAAGCCGAACAUUUUAAUUAGAAAAUACUCUACUCUACUUUACGAAUAAUUAGUACAUAUCAUCAAAACUGUUUCGGUCAUCUAACAGUUUUUUAAUCAAUUUUUAUGAUCAAACGCGCUUUUUUACUUCAUCUCGCCUUUUUUAACUAUCCAUCACUAUCUUCAUGUAAAAUGUAUUGUACGGUUACUCGUAUAUCAGUUUCCAUUUGUUUAAACAAAUUAUAAAUAAAUUACAAUAAAUUCAGCAAUA